Messenger RNA from Ceraceosorus guamensis, 3891 nucleotides. RefSeq names its product calcium-translocating P-type ATPase. Bases 1 to 3891 code for a protein of 1296 amino acids. The record is from RefSeq and is a predicted model, not a curated record. Gene Ontology annotation, molecular function: P-type calcium transporter activity; ATP hydrolysis activity; ATP binding. Gene Ontology annotation, biological process: intracellular calcium ion homeostasis. The transcript is spliced from 2 exons. Gene Ontology annotation, cellular component: membrane; intracellular membrane-bounded organelle. NCBI's taxonomy places the organism in Eukaryota, Fungi, Basidiomycota, Exobasidiomycetes, Ceraceosorales, Ceraceosoraceae.
AUGACCAGAGCGGGAAGGAGAAAGGCAGCUGCGGCAGCCAUCGAAGCUGAAAAGCAACGUCAAUACGUCAUGGACCCUGCCCCCUUCCCUCACCGGCCAAUCGAGCUGGGCGAGCUGGUGGAUCCGAAGAGCAUCAAGAAGCUGCGAGAUCUGGGCGGAAUUCAAGGCUUGCUCAAUGCACUCGGCACGGACGAGCAUGCUGGUCUUGAUACUGGUGCUGGCAUCAAGCAUGCUGAGCAAUCAGACGAUGUCGAGGCUGCAGCUGCUACAGAGACCAGCAACAAGCGCGAACAGCGCAAGCCCGCCGACUUUGUGCACGCCACAUUGGAGGAUAGGCAGCGUGUUUACGGCCACAACGUGAUUCCUCAGAAGAAGUCAAAGAGUCUUUUGCUGCUCAUGUGGCUCACCUUGCAGGACAAGAUUCUGAUCGUCUUGUGCAUUGCAGCUGCCGUGUCUCUUGCCCUCGGCCUCUACACCGAUUUUGGCGCUGAUAGAGAACAAGUGGCGUGCCUGGACCCGCCACCUGGAAGCUCGACGUGCGAUGCGCCACAGAUUGAUUGGGUGGAAGGAGUGGCCAUUCUAAUUGCUGUGGCUAUUGUCGACAUUGUAGGCUCGGUCAACGAUUACCAAAAGGAGUUGCAGUUCAAGAAGCUAAAUGCAAAGAAAGAGGAACGCGACGUCAAGGUCAUCCGUGGUGGACGACCAGCUUUGAUGAGCAUUCACGACGUAGUCGUUGGCGACGUCCUACAGAUCGAGCCUGGAGAGAUCAUGCCAGCGGACGGUGUCCUGCUGCGCGGUCACAAUAUCAAGUGCGACGAAUCGGGAGCUACUGGCGAGUCUGAUUUGAUUCGAAAGGUGCCAUACGACGAAGCGCUCAAAGAUCUAGAGGCACAAGAGGCCGCCUCUGCUACGGGCGCCAAUCAGAAAUUGCUCAAGCGCGACUGCUUCUUGAUCUCGGGAACGCGCGUCAUCGAAGGAGCCGGAGAGUAUGUCGUCAUCGCUGUUGGACCCAGCAGCUUCAACGGCAAGCUUAUGAUGGCGCUCCGUACCGAAGCGGAGGAGACUCCGUUGCAAGCCAAGCUGAAUCGCCUCGCCGAGAUCAUCGCCUAUGCAGGCUCAGCAGCAGGUCUACUGCUCUUCAUCGCCCUCAUGAUUCGCUUCUUUGUCAACUUUAAGAAACAUCCAGAGCGGACCGGGGAUGAGCGCGGAAAAGAGUUCAUCGAUAUCCUCAUUAUUGCCGUCACUGUUGUCGUCGUUGCUGUUCCCGAAGGUUUGCCGCUCGCUACCACUCUCGCCCUCGCGUUCGCCACCAAACGCAUGACGAAGCAGAAUCUGCUCGUGCGUGUUCUCGGAGCUUGCGAGACGAUGGCCAACGCUAGCGUCAUCUGCACCGAUAAGACCGGCACUCUCACCCAGAACGAAAUGAGCAUCGUAGCCGGCAGCGUCGGCGUCCACCUCAAAUUCGCCUACAAUUUGGAGGAGAACAAAGGCCGCAUCGAAGGGGAUACACCAACGAAGCCCUCUCAACACGAAAAGAUGGCUUCCAAAUCCAGCUUGACCCGACGUGAAGGCAGGCAGGACUGGGCCAUUGACCAGCAUGAGCUUUCUUCCGUCGUCAAGGGUUCUCUAAGAGAGCUUUUCAACAAUGCCAUCACUGUCAACUCUACGGCGUUCGAAGAGGACCCCAAGUCUUCGGAUGGAGAUGCGGUCGAUGCUCCAGCAGCUGUAGCGAAGUUGGCGUCCCGCUUUGGCUUUCUGCGCCGCUUGCUACCUAGCAAAAAGACUUCGGCCGACGAGGCGACCAAGGUUGCUGGCUUUGUUGGAUCAAAAACCGAGACGGCCAUGCUCAAGAUGGCCAAGGAGCUCGGCUGGGAAGACUACAGAUCUGCGAGAGCGCGCAACCAAGUCGUUACCAACUUUCCUUUCAGUUCCGAGCGCAAGGCAAUGGCUGUAGUCGUCAAGAAGCCCGAAGGAGGCUACAGAUUGUACGUCAAGGGAGCCAGCGAGGUGUUGAGCAAGCUUUGCGAUCGCCACAUCGUUGUGCCCGAUCCUGACUCUCAGGAGAGCGAGCAAGGCAUCAUUCAAACAAGCGCAUUCAAUGAGGAAGCACGGGAAAACGUUGCCAAGACGAUCAUCUUCUACGCCAACCAAAUGCUCAGGACCAUUGCUAUUUGCUACCGCGACUUUGAUGACGAGCAGUGGCCACCCCGCGACGCAGAAGUGGACGAGGACGGUACCGUCAAGUAUCGGUAUCUGGCUCAAGACCUGACUCUCAUCUCAGUCGUUGGUAUCGAGGAUCCACUACGUCCGGGUGUGCGAUCCGCCGUGGCCAAGUGCGCCGAAGCCGGUGUGCAAGUUAAGAUGUGCACUGGUGACAAUGCUCUUACGGCCCGAUCCAUUGGUACCCAGUGCGGCAUCUACUUGCCAGGCACCAUUCUCAUCGAAGGGCCAGCUCUUCGCAAAUUGACAGACGCGCAGUUGGAGGAGCUUGCACCUCGUAUCUCGGUACUUGCACGCGCUAGCCCCCUCGACAAGGAGCGCCUCGUGGGUGCUUUGCAGAGACUGGGCCAAGUCGUCGGUGUCAGCGGUGAUGGAAGUAACGAUGCGCCAGCGCUCAAGAUGGCCAACGUCGGCUUCUCCAUGGGUAUCGCAGGUACUGAAGUCGCCAAGGAAGCCUCAGACAUUGUGCUCAUGGAUGACAACUUCGCCUCCAUGGUGUCUGCUAUCAUGUGGGGACGAUGUGUCAACGACGCCGUCAGGAGGUUCUUGCAAUUCCAGCUCACUGUCAACGUGGGAGCUGUGCUGAUCACAUUCAUCAGUGCGGUAGCAUCGGACGAAGAGGCUGGUGUGCUUGGUGCUGUCCAAUUGCUCUGGCUAAACCUCAUCAUGGACACUCUCGCCGCUCUCGCUCUUGCUACCGAUCCGGCAUCACCGGAAUUGCUCAAGCGCAAGCCCGACAAACGCUCCGCCCCCCUCAUCACCGUGGACAUGUGGAAGCAAGUGCUUGGGCAAGCCAUCUAUCAAAUCAUCCUGGUCCUCGUGUUGCAUUUCAGGGGCAACGACUUGCUCAAUCUCAACUCGGUCUUUGAGAAUGAGACGGAUCCUCUGCGUAUCGAAGCUUUGGCAACCAGGAACACACUGUACCUCAAUAGCGUCAUCUUCAACACGUUUGUGUGGUGCACGCUGUUCAACAUGGUCUCUGCAAGAAGCCUUACGCGCGAGCUUAACUUCUUCAAGGGCCUCCAGAGGAACCACUGGUUCGGCGCGAUCAUGGUCGUCGAGGUAGGCCUGCAGACCCUCAUCACCUUUGUCGGCGGCGCUGCCUUCGGCAUUCAAAAGGGACUCGAUGGUAGAGGAUGGGCAAUAAGCAUCGUUGCUGGUCUCGUCACUUGGCCUCUUGCCACGCUCCUGCGCCUUUUGCCGACCGCGCCUCUGGAAAAGAUUGCCAUUCGUCUGGGCGUCUACCCUGAUUCCAACGCUUUGCCGACGGUCAAGGGAACCACUUUGGAAGAGCAAGAGAAAGCAGCACGAGAGUACGGCGAGCCGAUGGGCAAUCUCGCCGAGCGGCUCAAUGCCUUUACGCGCAUUCGAGGCGGCAGAUCGAGGCUUGUGAGGUUGAGUUGGAAGUCCAAAUCAAGGAGAAUGAGGGAUGCGGAUGUUCAUCCUCAGACCUUGAUGGCCCUCGUACCUGCCAUCGUCACGGCUUCCAUCGGUGCGGGCUGGAGACCUACAAACCCACCCAACGCAUCGUUGGCCGACCCCGCUGUUGGGGAUCCGAGCGUCAGCAGCUGGCAAUUGUAUCAAGGUGCGAUCCAGAUGCAUCCGGAGACGGACCGCAACGACCCUUUCCUCAACACGGUCGGAGCCAAACCGGAUGACAAGCAGCAGUGA